Zea mays is the source of this 2647-nucleotide messenger RNA. RefSeq lists its product as uncharacterized. Lineage: Eukaryota; Viridiplantae; Streptophyta; Magnoliopsida; Poales; Poaceae. Bases 91 to 2577 code for a protein of 828 amino acids. The record is from RefSeq and is marked validated. Gene Ontology annotation, cellular component: NuA4 histone acetyltransferase complex. Gene Ontology annotation, biological process: regulation of transcription by RNA polymerase II. The transcript has 4 exons.
CUCCUCGGGUGGAGUCCCGGGCUCGACGAGACGGAGGCCAGGGUAGACGACGGAGGCGACGAGGACGACGAGGCUGAGGAGGGGAAGCCCAUGCCGGCCGCCGGGGCCCGCCGCUCCACUCGCGUCUUCAUGCCCAAGGCGGCUAAGCCGCCGCAAUCCCAGGAGCACGUCGAUCCCGCCACCCGGGUCCUCCGCUCCGGCAAGCGCCUCGCCGCCGACCGGAUCCGCUGGGACGCCAAGGAGGCGGCAGCCUUCCACGUCGACAUCAAUCACGGCCACGACCAGCAGCACCAAAAGGAAGAUUACCCCAAACCGGGAUUGCCAGCUCUGACAAAGUCCUUCGGGCUCGUGUACAGAAGGAAACGCCGUCGCCGCCGGAGGCACCCCGCCGAUGAGGUCGUCGCCGAGGACGAGGACGGCAGCAGGAGGUUUGGGAUAGUAUACACCAGGAGGAAGGGCAAGCGAUCGAAGGUCAGCCCUCUCCUGGUCCCGCAAGAGCCAGAGGUCCCCUGUGACAUCGCCGCCGCCAUACCAUGCUCCUCCUCCCGGGAGUUUGCGUCAAGAACUGGUUUCUUGGAUGCCCAUUUCUCGGCCCUGGUAGAUGAUGCCGUCACUUACUCUGGGGCUCAGAUGCUCGUCAUCCUUGUCGAUACGUCUUGUUCUGGGAGCUCUCACCGGCUCACUGGCCUUCUUGUACCCAUGCUGCGGUGGAUGCGCCGCAGUUGGCAGCGGGGGAAGUUCCGGAACCUUGCGACAUUCAUCUUCUCUUCGGGUAUAGCUGCUGCGUUUGCAUCCCACGGGGUGCACUUUGUCAAGCUCCAGUGCCAGAGCGCUUCUGCAUUGUUACACAGGCCUCUUGCGCAUUGUGGGUGGUGUGUGCUUCAUGGUUCCAAGAAAUCUGAACCGCUGCUCUCAGUCGAUUUCUCAGCACUUCCUUCAUACUUUUCGAGCUUGCAUUAUGCUGUAGCUCUUGAUUCGAUGUAUCUGUCAGCUAUGAUUCAGCACAGCAGGCUGCUGGUUGAGGGAUCUGAAGAAAUCUAUCCUCGCUCUCCUUUAUAUUUGGAAUCUGGGGCUCAGAGCAGUGGUUUUGCCGCUACGGCCGCGGGUAACAAUGAACCUUGCAGAGUUGUUCCGAACUACAUGCCCCUCGAACAAGUUGCUGGACUAGUGGCACAUGGUCUGAGGUUGAAGAAGCAUCAAAGGCGGAGAACUAUGAGACAUCCCCGAAAUCGGCGGCGACUUAUUAUAGCUAGAUUACCUGACAAUGGAAUUGGGAUGAAGCACAGUACAACUUCCAUGCAAACAGAAGAAAAUGUGCGAUCAAGUAGGCAAGGACCUCCUGUGGAGCCUGUCUAUCCUAAAGCAGCAUUAGAAAUUUCUCUUGAUUUGCUUGAAAACAUGGAUGAAAGUGAUGUUUCGACUCCCAUCGGAUCAGCUAGGAGAAAGAGAUCUUCUUUGAAGAGCCCUGUUGAGAGAAUGAAUGAAAAGGUGGCCUUGGCUGAGGUGAGACAGAACAUAGAUUCUGUUCAAAGCAAAGCGAAUCUUCUAAAUCUUCAAGCUGAUAGGUGCUGGAGGGAAGAAGGUGCUGAAGUUAUGCUAGAACUAUCAGAUACCAAUAAGUGGUGUAUAGUUGUGAAGAUACAAGGUAUUACUAGGUAUUCACUUAAACCUUCAGAUGUUAGGUCAUAUGUCAUUAAUCGUCAUUCUCAAGCCUACAUGUGGGCAGUUGAUGAUGCAUGGAAACUUGAGUUCACUGAUAAGUGGGACUGGCUGUUAUUCAAAGAGCUGCAUGUUGUGGGCCGUGAGCGUAAUUCCCAGGGGAAGACAAUCCCAAUUCCUGGGGUACAUGAAGUUUCUGAUGGCAUGGAAGGGAUUGUUACAGAUCCUUUCUCACGCCCUGUGCCAGACUAUAUUAGGAUGGUGGAUGAUGAAGUUGGACGAGCUAUCUCAAGAGAUUCUAUUUAUGACAUGGACUCAGAGGAUGAACAAUGGCUCAUUCAGUUGAAUCCUGCAGAUUCAGAUUCAAACAGCUCUCAAAGGAAUCAUCUCUCUUACGAAGACUUUGAGAGGAUAAUAAGCAUAUUUGAAAAGGAUGCCUACAACAAUGCCCAAGGAAAAAAUGAUUUGAGUGAGUUUUUUUAUAGAUAUCCUGCUUUAGGAAAGGAUGAUAACGUGCAUGCUGUGUAUAAAUAUUGGACAAGUAAGAGGUCCAAGAGAGCUGCACCAUUGCUUAGGGUAUUUCAGGGUGCACCCAUAAGGCGAGGGCAUUUAUCACAAAAGUCUGCCAUGAAGCGAAAGAGAUCUUUCAAGAGACAAAAAAGCCAAGCUGGUCGUGGAAAGCCUGAAGCUUUAUUGCAAUACAAUGCUGAAGAGGACGCAGCUUUGCACAGAGUUGCCCAAGCUGAACGUGCGGCAAAACAGGCUGUAGAAAGAGCUAUUCGACUGCGCAACAGAGCCCAGUCUCUCAUGACAAACGCAGAGCUCGCAGCAUACAAAUCCGUCAUGGCUCUCAGGAUUGCCGAGGCUGCUAGGAUAUCUGACUCGUCCCGAGAUAUUGUUUGUACUAUCCUCGACUAAAGAAAAAUAUGGGUUGUUCAUUGAUUUGUGUGGAGAGCAUGGAAAAUACUCUUCAUCGCCCAUGAUAUUG